UGGUGGGGAAUCCAGUCUGUGGAUUUAUAUACAACAGUCAACAUCGCUUUGAAUAGAUUAGUUUCGAACAGUGAAAUCGAAUAGUUAUAAUAGUUCGUUAAAAAACGUCAUAAAUAUUUCCAAGCUGUAUAAUUUAUUACAUUUUUGUAUUUUAAACAACAUACCAUCCACGUCCAAUAUGAUAAAAUACAUCGUAAUUUUAUUCACUAUUUUUAUUUCCGUACAAUCACAGAGACCACCUUUUGCCGGAAGCAGUAAACCUUAUCCAGAUGUUCUUCCACAAUAUUUGGAAGAACAGAAAACAAUUAAUAAUAUUAAUAAAGAAACAAUUGCAAGUCGAUUUGGUGCGAGCAGUGGUGAUUCAAUAGCAUUAGGAGCAGCUCCUGUUAUUACAACUUCGACGAUUCCACCAGAUUUGCCAGUGGAUGCUUUGGGAAAUAUUAACUUAGUAAAUCGGAUUAAAACCUGGCCAAGAGAAAAACAACCGUUCUGGUAUAUCAACUGGCAACAGAUUCAAGAACAUCGUGGUGAUUCAAAAAAUAGAGCUCAAUUAGUUCAAACGGAACCGAAUCAGAGAUCAUUUUUUGCAGGAUAAAAAAAAGUUUAAAAUUUUGUUAUGUUAUGUUUAAUUUU
Messenger RNA from Apis mellifera (honey bee), 633 nucleotides. RefSeq lists its product as uncharacterized. The transcript has 2 exons. The record is from RefSeq and is a predicted model, not a curated record. Bases 179 to 595 code for a protein of 138 amino acids. Lineage: Eukaryota; Metazoa; Arthropoda; Insecta; Hymenoptera; Apidae.